CAAUGUUUUUUUUUUCUCAUUGUCCCGCUAGCCAUUUUUGAGCGAAAGAGAGAUGGGAAACAGUAUAGGCAGAGGCAGGAAGGCAAAGGUGAUGAAGAUUGAUGGCGAAACGUUCAAGUUAAAAACUCCGGUGACCGCUCGGGAAGUCGUCAAGGACUAUCCGGGGCACGUACUGCUGGAUUCGGAGGCCGUUAAGCAUUUCGGAAUCCGAGCUAAAGCAUUAGAGCCUGAACAGGAACUGAAGCCAAAGCGAAUAUAUUUUCUGGUAGAAUUGCCAAAGUUUCCUGAAGAGAAUAAAGAGCCUAGUAGGACCCCCAGGAGGGUUCGCUCAGGAAUUCAGAUGAGUGCUAAGGACAGGCUUGAAUUCCUGAUGCUUUCUCGGAGAUCAGUUUCCGAUCUCGCAAUUGCGAGGCCGUUAUCUAGCCAAGUUCCUAAUGGGUCUGCUCCAGUUCGCGUCAAAAUGAGGCUUCCAAAGGCUCAAGUUGAAAAGCUGGUGGAAGAGAGCAAAGAUGAAGUAGAGAUGGCUGAAAAGAUUGUUGAUCUUUUCAUGGAAGAUUCCGAUGAAGUUAAACGUGGUGAUUUGAACCGGCGGCAAGUUCAAUGGAGGCCGGAGCUUGGUAGCAUAGGAGAGAAUCUUAAACCACGUGAGAAGAGAGUGAGUUUUGUACCAGACGAAGGGGAAAUCCAGUUAGCCUUAGCCUCCCACUAGCACUGAUCAACAAGAGAAAGGCAGAUUUAAGCAAAUUUUAAGGCUAUGUGCAUUUAUAAAUAAGAAGCAGAUAUAUAAAAAUGUUGAGAAAUCUAUUUUUGAAAAUGGGUAUUGGACCAAAUUUAUCUAGAAAUCAAGUGUCCCCAUCGUGUUGGUAGUUGGAAAAGUAGUGGGUUGUAUUCUUCUUGUGAUGGCCAUUUUUGAUAUUGGUUCUCAAAUUACAAGAUAAUAUUUUCAUUGGAGCAUUUGGUCAUGUAGCUGAUGUAUUAGUUAGUAUGCUGCCUGUCAUGGGCAAUGACUCUUUUGUAUCCUCUCAUCUUGGCUUUGUACUCCCUUAUUAGUUAGUAUAAGAAUAUUAAUUUCAUAA
This is a messenger RNA of Manihot esculenta (cassava), 1076 nucleotides long. RefSeq lists its product as uncharacterized. The record is from RefSeq and is a predicted model, not a curated record. NCBI's taxonomy places the organism in Eukaryota, Viridiplantae, Streptophyta, Magnoliopsida, Malpighiales, Euphorbiaceae. The transcript is spliced from 2 exons. Bases 53 to 709 code for a protein of 218 amino acids.